Molecule: messenger RNA, 1537 nt
Organism: Sesamum indicum (sesame)
Lineage: Eukaryota; Viridiplantae; Streptophyta; Magnoliopsida; Lamiales; Pedaliaceae
Source: RefSeq, a predicted model, not a curated record
AUCAAUUUGCGUUGCAUUUUCAAGCUGUACAUGGUUUACCAAAUAGAACUAUCAAACCCCAACUAUAAAAUUCAUGCUGGUUCUAUCCCUCAUAGUAGAUCACACCAAUAUAGGUUUUCUGUAGACCUCUGAUCCCUGGAGGACCAAUGGAACUCUUCAGAUCAUACAGUUUCUUCACUAUUCUAAGCGAAUCCAUCAAACUUCUUCCUAAGAAUGGGAAACUCAUGGCACUCAUAGCGAUAUUUUCAGCAGUUUUAUCAUCGUGUUUCGUUUUGUUGCUCAACUACUCCCUCCAAUCCCUGGUGACCGACAUGAUGGUUACUGCCCAGCAAUCAUUCAUGCCUGAUCCUAGUUCAUUCGAUAUCCCGGCAGAUCCAAACUCGUUUCCUCCGUCUGACCCUAGCUCAUUCAUGCCCAAAACAAGCUUGAUCACAAAUUUAUUCGCACGUCUUCUUGCACUUCAAACUGCUUUCGUUCUUGCAGUUUCCAUCAUCUCCUUCUUCUCUUCUGUUUCAACUAUUCUAGUCUCAGCUGUGUCCUACAGUUCCAAGACGUUAUCGCUAAAAGACCUCUUUUCAGGCAUUUGGACAACAUGGACACGGCCCCUCAUCACUAGCUUAUACGUGUCGGGACUAGCGAUUGGCUACUUUGUCGUUGUUGCUAUGCUGGCAGCUCCUCUCCUGAUGUACUCAAGCCGUGUGACCUUCUGUGUGGCCGUCUUGCUCGGGAUUACAGCUUCAAUUCUCUACCUAUACUUGUUCGUUCCUUGGGCUUUGGCCGUCGUGGUUUCAGUGGUGGAAGGUUGUUAUGGGAUGAAAGCACUUGCAAAGUCUGCAGCACUAGUUAAGGGCAAGAGGGUUCAAGGUUUCUUGCUCAACGUUUCUCUCAACGUUAUGAUUCUCAUAAUCUUCGAGGUUUACAGGGUGACAUUAGGACACAAAGGGUUAAUGAAUGCGACGAUGUAUGUAUUGUUUCUAGUGAGUGUUGCUUCUUUUGCAAAGAUUUUCAUAGUCGCAGCGUACACGGUUUUGUACUUCCAUUGUAAGAAGCACCAUGGGGAGGAGAUCGAGCUACAUGAGAGGUCCUUUUACCAGUACGCUAAACUGCCAACCACACAGUAAUAGAUCAGUCUUGUAUGUUAUGGAGGGAAUGCGGCCAAGUUUCUGCAUUGGAACCAUUCAUCCAUUCAAGAAGUGCAGGCUUAUGUUUUGAAAUGAUUUUUCCAUCGGACAAAGUCAUGUGAAAUUGCUAACACUUGUGUCUGAAACUUCCACAUUCAGGAACAGGACCCAGUUCUGGAACACAAUAAUAAUUGACCUCAUGUGCCCGACAAUUUUGCUAAUUCAUCAUCUCUGACAUAUUUUCAAUGAUUUUUUUCUUUUGUACUUCUUGAGAAGUCAAGAGUCUCUCAUGGAAUCUUCAACUUCUUAGGUUCUGUUAAUACUAUACUUGAUGUAUAAUAUUGGAUACCAAGGCCCGUUUUGUUUGGGCUUAUUAGCCCAGAUAUUCGGACAAAAUUAUAUUUUUAGCCAUAUAA